Arachis ipaensis is the source of this 1050-nucleotide messenger RNA. RefSeq lists its product as uncharacterized. The record is from RefSeq and is a predicted model, not a curated record. Lineage: Eukaryota; Viridiplantae; Streptophyta; Magnoliopsida; Fabales; Fabaceae.
AUGGCUAGUGAGGAUAGUUUUCUAGUGCUAGUACACCAUAGAGGAUCGAUUAAGAGAAAAACUCGCCCUGGCGUGAAGUUCACUGAUAAGGAUCCUCUAUGUAUUGUCGUGAGUCCCUCGACCAGCUACGAUGCUCUCGUUAGCUCCGUGUUUGUCAAGCUUGGUCUGGAAGGAGUGAAAAGGGUUAAGAAGUUUUUCUAUCGCAUUCCAACCACGGUUCUCCAUGAUACGGUGAAGUAUGAUUGUUUCACCAUCGGGAGUGACGAGGACUUGCAGGUCAUGUUUCUUUCUCGUAGGCAGUUUCCCGAGGUGAGGACACCAGAACUGUUGGCAAAGUUGGUUGACGUGGUAUCAAACUCGGGUGGGUCGAACCGCAAUGCCAACACUAUAGCCACGGUGGCCGGUUCAAGCUCGAGACCUGCGGUUGCUUCCUCCUCCAUUCCAGUGUAUGAGCCAGCGGUCCAACUUGCCGCCUCCCCAUCGUUUGCUGUUGAUCUCAGCGGCAAUGUUGGAGACGAGGUUGGAUAUGGGGAACAUCUUCCGACCGACGUACGGUGUCCUACACCGGCUGGAGUGGGAGAGGGAUUGUUUGAUGAUGCAGAUGACGAUGAUGUCGAGCGGGAUCUUAUCGCCGAUGAAAGCGGCAAUGAUGUUGGAGCGGGCGAUCCGAUAAGGGCUACUGGUGGAUCUAGUUCUGGCACACAGCAGUAUCCACCCCAUUUUUCAUCUUUGGACCUGGAAGCCAUGAGACAGGAUGAUUAUCCUGGGCAGCUUGCUGGAUUUGGCGCCAGGGAUACAGAAGGGUCCGCCGGUAUGACAGAGUUCCAGGUUGGUCAACAAUUUCAGGACAAAGAUGAGGCGCUGUUGAGUGUGAAGACGUACAGCAUCCGCCGAGGGGUACAGUACAAGGUAGUUGAGUCUGACUAUCGAAGCGCAACAUCAGAUACCACUAACCUCGUCGUUGAUCACCCCGGCGAUAUGAGCAACUCCAUCCAGACGGUAAAGCCUCCCCAGAUCGUCCCCCAUCGCCUGAAUAUGCCGAUCCGGUGA